AUGCAGGUCGAGGGUGCUAAUAUAACAGAACCGCCUAGUUAUGAGGAUGACGAAUAUUUAAUAAAGACCCCUUGUGCUACAGACCGGCAGCUAACUAGCCAUGGUGAGGAUUGUGUAUCCCAAACAAAUUUUGGCUGGCAGUUAACUAGUUAUGGUGAGGAUUGUAUAUCCCUAACAAAUUUUGGCUGGCAGUUGACUAGUCAAUGUGAGGAUUGUGUAUCCGAAACAAAUUGUGGGUGGCAUUUAACUAGUCAAGGUGAGGAUUGUGUAUCCCAAACAAAUUGUGGGUGGCAUUUAACUAGUCAAGGUGAGGAUUGUGUAUCCCAAACAAAUUGUGGCUGGCAUUUAACUAGUCAAGGUGAGGAUUUUGUAUCCCAAACAAAUUGUGGCUGGCAGUUGACUAGUCAAUGUGAGGAUUGUGUAUCCGAAACAAAUUGUGGCUGGCAGUUAACUAGUCAAGGUGAGGAUUGUGUAUCCCAAACAAAUUGUGGCUGGCAUUUAACUAGUCAAGGUGAGGAUUGUGUAUCCCAAACAAAUUGUGGCUGGCAUUUAACUAGUCAAGGUGAGGAUUGUGUAUCCCAAACAAAUUGUGGCUGGCAUUUAACUAGUCAAUGUAAGGAUUGUGUAUCCCAAACAAAUUGUGGCUGGCAGUUAACUAGUCAAGGUGAGGAUUGUUUAUCCCAAACAAAUUGUGGCUGGCAGUUAACUAGAUAA
Lottia gigantea (owl limpet) is the source of this 714-nucleotide messenger RNA. RefSeq lists its product as hypothetical. NCBI's taxonomy places the organism in Eukaryota, Metazoa, Mollusca, Gastropoda, Lottiidae. The transcript has 2 exons. The record is from RefSeq and is a predicted model, not a curated record. Bases 1 to 714 code for a protein of 237 amino acids.